UUGUCAGUGUCAACAAGUGAUUUUGUUUUCGGUUUUUGGGCGUGUUUACUGUUUCAUUUUCAUCACUUUUUGUUACCAAAAAUACCUAUCUAUUUUCUAACAGAAUUUUAUGAAUUUACAAUAACAUGCUUAAACAAACUAUUGUUCUUUUUCUCCUAUGCGCACUGCCAGCAGUGUUUGCUGUGAGAUGUUACCAAUGUUCCUCGUCCCAGAAUAUAAAAGAGGACACGUGCGGGGCCUACAAGAAGUUUGACACAUACAGUCAUAUAGCCGUGGAGUGCAACAGUGAUGAGUCCCACAUGCCAGGAUCCUUCUGCAUGAAGGUGACACAACAAGGACCUAAAGGCUUCAUUUGGGAUGGCAGAUGGAGGCAAGUGAUCCGGCGAUGUGCAUCUGUGGCCGACACGGGUGUCACCGGGGUCUGCAACUGGGGCGUCUAUGACAAUGGCGUUUACUGGGAGGAGUGCUACUGCUCCAGCGAUGAAUGCAACCACUCGGCAUUUAUCCAAGCAUCCGCUCCUUUAAUGUUAGUUUCUACUUUAGCUUUGUUUUUCAGUUACAUGCUGUUGUGAGUGAAUAGGAUCUUGCUAGUGUCUUAAUUUGUAGAAUUGAUCCAUGCCCAAUCUGCAAUGAAAGGCAGUAAGUUUCUGAGAAUAGAAGGUUUUUGCAACUUUUCUAUUCAUGUAAAAGUCCAAGAUAUUUGACUGAUUACUUUCCACAAUAAUUAUAUUCAGAAACGUGUGUGCGUGAUAAUUAUACUAUACACAUAGUGCCUUAACAAAAUUAUACCUGAAUCAUCUAUGAAUCUCAUAUUCCAUAAGUAGUGCACAUUCAAUCAUUUACUGAAACCGUUAUGUUAUUAACUAAAACAUAAUUAAGUAUUACAUAUGUGUAUGUACAUAUCAUUGUUAUUUAUAUCCUUGCCCUUAAAACACAUCAAGGAAACAUACAGUGAGGAAAUUAGAGUACUUGUAUUAACUGCUUCAUUCAUCAUAAUUGUGUUAAUUGAACCACCAUUUGGAAUUUUAUACUGAAACCUCUAUUGCUUCUCAUUAUUCAUGUAAAAUAUUUUACUAAGUAUAAGGAUAACUUUGUGGGGACUAUGUUUCAUCAGAUUAUGAUAGUUUGCCAUUGACAUGUUUACAUUCACAUAAGUUUACUAUUUAUUAUACUUAGUAGUGUAUGUAUAGCAUUUAUGGUAAACUUUUUCGCACACUGAAAAGUAAAUUAUGUACAAAACUUUAUGUAAUUGUAUGUAAGUAUUUCAAAACAAACAUUAUCAUAAGUGCCUUGAAUAAUAUUAAGUACUUACCUACUACUAGGUUUUCUAUUGCAUUCCGUCCAUGAAAUGAUUUUUUAACAUUUAAGUAUUCUUACCUUUUUUUAAAUAUUAAAUACCGUUUUGUAAU
Molecule: messenger RNA, 1409 nt
Organism: Plutella xylostella (diamondback moth)
Lineage: Eukaryota; Metazoa; Arthropoda; Insecta; Lepidoptera; Plutellidae
Biological process (GO): regulation of synaptic transmission, cholinergic; positive regulation of voltage-gated potassium channel activity; sleep
Source: RefSeq, a predicted model, not a curated record